Xenia sp. Carnegie-2017 is the source of this 4009-nucleotide messenger RNA. RefSeq lists its product as uncharacterized. NCBI's taxonomy places the organism in Eukaryota, Metazoa, Cnidaria, Anthozoa, Malacalcyonacea, Xeniidae. Gene Ontology annotation, molecular function: scavenger receptor activity. The transcript is spliced from 11 exons. Gene Ontology annotation, cellular component: membrane. The coding region runs from base 130 to 3813 and encodes 1227 amino acids. The record is from RefSeq and is a predicted model, not a curated record. Gene Ontology annotation, biological process: cell communication.
AGGGCUCGGUAUGUAUAGUAUUAACUAAACGAUAAAUGAACAAACCACACAUAGCAGUGUGAAAAAGGACACGUUCGGAGUCGGAGGUCUUUGGAGUUUUCCUGAAGUCGCUGACAACAUCUUUAAAAGAUGGCAUUCUACCAUAUUUUUCUUUCUAGUUUGUUGGUUAUAAUAACGACGCUGAAGAAUGUUCACAGCCGAGGAUUUUUUUACGCGGAAAUUGACUUCUAUAAAGAAAAAGGAAACGACUGGACGACAAAAUGCAUUAAACUUUGUGUGACCACAUCGCCAUCAGGAUUUCCUAAAUGUAAUCUCAAAAGCACAACUGGUGUUACUAAAGUUGAUCUAAAACCUAAACACAGCAUUUCUCCAUUAUAUCGCCAAUAUGUUUUUCCAUUUUCUGACUGGGAGCACAACAGUGAAUUAAGUGUAAUUGUAUGGAAAUUACCGAAAGGCAAAUCAUGUGACACAUCGAGUUCAACAAAUACUACCAAAUAUGGACAGUUUACCCACAUCAUACCACGGUUAGACAGGACGAGAGUUAUUUUGAACUUUGAUCCUGGAAAUUGGAAAGUCGAGAUAAGAACAACAUUGUACUGCCAUAAACCUGGUUGUCUUCCUCCUUGCAUUUCUCAACAAAAUGAUACAACUGGACAUUAUACAUGUAAAGAUGGAAACAAGAAAUGUACACCUCGAUGGUAUGGAAGAAAUUGUCAAAAAACUUGUGUCAAAUCUGAUGACCCUCCUGGUAACUACCAAUGUUUAAAAACUGGUAAAAGAAUUUGCUUACCUAACUGGUUUGGUGAAAAUUGCACAAGAUUUUGCGAUCCAAAUUCUUUAACGUACCAUUGUGAUGGCAAUGGUACGAAAACAUGUUUCAAACAUUGGUUUGGUGAAAAUUGCACCAGAUUUUGCAAGAGUGAUGAAUUAAGUAAUUAUGUAUGCGAUGACAUAGGUUAUCCCAUAUGCUUUUAUCACUGGUAUGGAAAAGAUUGCUCUAGGUUUUGCAACAACAGUGCCUUACAAUAUAAAUGCACGGAUAAUGGUGACAUGGAGUGCUCAAGAAACUGGUAUGGAAAUAAUUGUACCAAGUUCUGCAACAACAGUGCUUUACAAUAUAAGUGUAGUAUAAAUGGUGACAUGGAAUGCUCAAGAAACUGGUAUGGAAAUAAUUGUACCAAGUUCUGCAACAACAGUGCUUUACAAUAUAAAUGUAGUAUAAAUGGUGAAAAGGAAUGCUCAAGAAACUGGUAUGGAAAUAAUUGUACCAAGUUCUGCAACAACAGUGCCUUACAAUAUAAGUGUAGUAUAAAUGGUGAAAAGGAAUGCUCAAGAAACUGGUAUGGAAAUAAUUGUACCAAGUUCUGCAACAACAGUGCCUUACAAUAUAAAUGUAGUAUAAAUGGCGAAAAGAAUGAAGGAAAGGAAUGUAAUGUAACACGAUCAUGCAGGAAUAUCUCGGUGAGCGGACUUUUUUAUUGUGAGCCGACAGACGAUAUGAACGACAAAGAUAUUCGAUGUCCAAAUGGUUUAUUGGACACACAAUGUUUGCAAAAUUGCUUUGACAUCGAGCAGCACGCACAGGAAUAUAAGCAGAAAUGCUUGGAAAGUAAAGGAAAAGCAUUACUCUGUUCCGACACAACAAUUUUAGAGGAUCAAUGCGAAAUUAUGCAACCAGCAAAUUUAGGGCACAAAAACUCCAAAAAAGACAAGUCGAAUGUGAAGCUUUACGGUGGUUUAUUUGGUUCGUUUUUACUCGUGAUUAUAAUAACGACGAUUGUGGUAAUUUAUGUCAGUUUGAAGAAAAAAAAUGGCAACAGCACAUCUCCAAUUUAUGAAAAUCCAAAAGAAAUCGCCAAACAUGUGUUCGAGCGAAGCUACAAUCGAGCUGAACUAACUUUAAAUAUUGACGAAUUGAUAAAGCGACGUCAGUCUAGUUAUGAUGAAAUUGGGUAUGUGAACGAAGGAAUGAUGGUUGAGAAUCCUCUGUACCAAUCAAAACGAAAUAUGCGAGCAGUUUCAUCCAACCAUGUUAUUCCUGUGGCACACGUGAUCACCACAAGUGAUAGCCCAGGUGCUCAUAGCCAAGGAAAUUUUUACGUAGAAUUAGAAUUCUAUAAAGAAAAAGGAAACGACUGGACGACAAAAUGCAUUAAACUUUGUGUGACCACAUCGCCAUCAGGAUUUCCUAAAUGUAAUCUCAAAAGCACGACUGGUGUUACAAAAGUUGAUCUAACACAUAAACGCAUUUCUCCAUUAUAUCGCCGAUAUCUUUUUCCAUUUUCUGACUGGGAGGACAACAGUGAAUUAAGUGUAAUUGUAUGGAAAUUACCGAAAGGCAAAUCAUGUGACACGUCGAGUUCAACAAAUACUACCAAAUAUGGACAGUCUACCGUCAUUAUACCACGGUUAGAAAGAUUGAAAUUUUUAUACUUCGUUACAAAGAAUUGGAAAGUCGGUAUAGGAUCAUGUUUGCUCUGCAAUAAACGUGGUUGUCUUCUUCCUUGCAUUCCUCAACAAAAUGAUACAACAGGACAUUAUACAUGUGAAGAUGGAAACAAGAAAUGUACACCUCGAUGGUAUGGAAGAAAUUGUCAAAACACUUGUGUCAAAUCUGAUGACCCUCCUGGUAAGUACCAAUGUUCAAAAACAGGUAAAAGAAUUUGUUUACCUAACUGGUUUGGUGAAAAUUGCAAUACGUUCUGUGAUUCAACUUUGCCAAAGACAUAUACUUGUGAUAUGAGGGGAAAGAAACACUGUAUUGCUAACUUUUAUGGUGUCAACUGUUCAAUUUAUUGCAAUGACACUGCAUCAACCUAUCAUUGUGAUAAAAAUGGUAGAAAAGUUUGCAAGAUCAAUUGGUUUGGUUUGAAUUGUUCAAGAUUUUGUAAUACCAGCAAAACAAACUAUCUAUGCUCUUCAAAUGGAAGUAAAAUUUGUCCCAAUAACUGGUUUGGUAAUUUGUGUGAUGUCUUUUGUAACAUUACAGCCUAUAAUUAUAAAUGUUUAUUUGACGGACGUAGAAAAUGUCGUAAAAACUGGUUUGGAAGUCAUUGCAAAACAUUUUGUGAUACAAAUGCUUCAAACUAUCAAUGCAGUGAAAACGGCAGUAAGACCUGUUUUCCAAACUGGUUUAACGACAAUUGUAACAAGUUUUGUGACCUGAAGGCGACCCGUUAUAACUGUACACAAAAUGGAGAAAAAAUCUGCUCGGUAAACUGGUUUGGAAAUAAUUGUGACAAAUUUUGCAACAACAGCUUAUCUCAUGAUUACGCAUGCAACAAGACGGGAGACAAAGUAUGUUCUCCAGGCAAUAAAUGUUCAAAUCAUUGUGAAAAAAUAACAUCAACGAACGACCUUUAUUGGUGCAAAAGGACAAAACGUUCAAAUCACUGUCCUUACAAAUGGCACCAGAGAGGUUGCUCAAAACAAUGUUUUCAAGGCCAAGAAGAUAAAAUGGAACAAAUCUUGAAUGAUUGUAAAACAAAUCCAGGUGAAAAACAGUUAUGUUCACAGCACUCUAUGGAUAUGGAUCCCAAUUGUGAGUCAAUGACGGAAGACCCUACACAGUGGAAGCCAAGACAUAAAAUAUCAAAUGUAGUUGGAAUCAUGAAGGGAGGAAUAAUUGUUGGUGUGAUUCUUACAGUCAUUGUGAUUUUUGUAAUCACGUACAGAAUGUCUUGUGUUAUUAAAUGUCAAGUCAACAGAAUUCAAGUAAAGAGAAUCGAAGACAAGCAGUUAUCGUUUACUAUAGCAUUUACAUCAAGAAAAGUGAAUCCAGUUGACAUAAUUUACACAUCGCAAAAAUUUUGAAGUUGAAAAGCAUAAUAAGAUUGCAUACUCGAUGUAAAAAUGUCAUACCGUUUUACAAAAAAUAUACAUAACAUUGACAUAUCAAAAAGUAAAAUACUGAUAAACAGAUAUACACUAAAAUAUUACAUUGAUAAUCUUUUGGUAAUGUUGUAAUUAUGAUUAAAGAACAAUUUGAUAAAAAAUUGCUAUGAGGAAA